GGCAGAGAAACUUGGCAUAAAGGAGAUAGUUCGUGUACACAGCAACUAAAUCCGAAGGAGAAAGUAGUAAACAGGGGAAAGAGCACGCGGUGCGGUCAGGAUUCCUAGCCGAUCAAAUCUCGCUCUUUAAAUAAUAAAAAUGCUCUGAACGGCCAAAGCUAGCUCGCUUUCUACUCCUUUGUGACUCCCUGAGCUUAAAUCUGCUGUUAUCUAAUUGAGGCGUUCGUAUUCCUCACGUGAGAAGUUGAUUGGUAGUAUGAACACGUGGCUCAUUCAAAAAGCCGGACUAUUCAAGUGGUUUUUUUUUUGCUUUCCCCUCCUCCCUCUCUCUCUUUUUGGAAGAGGCGGUGCCUGCGUUCUCGUAUUGUAACAUUUUCAUACUCCGCCUGCUGCUUGCAAGGGGUUUGGGGCAAAGGUCUAUUUUUCACUAAGAAGAUGAAUAAGCUGUACAUCGGGAACCUGGGCGAAAACGUGUGCCCUAUGGACCUGGAAAGUAUCUUUAAAGAGUCCAAGAUUCCUUUCACCGGUCAGUUUCUUGUGAAGACGGGAUAUGCUUUUGUGGACUGCCCCGACGAGAACUGGGCUAUGAAGGCCAUCGAGGCACUUUCAGGUAAAGUGGAGCUGCAUGGUAAACUCCUAGAAGUUGAACAUUCAGUUCCCAAAAGACAAAGGAGUCGAAAACUUCAAAUCCGAAAUAUUCCGCCACACUUGCAGUGGGAGGUCCUGGAUGGUUUGCUGGCACAGUAUGGAACUGUGGAAAACUGUGAGCAAGUGAAUACUGACACAGAGACUGCAGUAGUAAAUGUAACAUACGCCAAUAAGGACCAGGCCAGGCAAGCAAUAGAAAAAUUGAACGGAUUCCAGCUUGAAAACUAUUCAUUAAAAGUUGCAUAUAUCCCUGAUGAAAUGGCAGCCCAACCACCACCUCAGCAGCAUCCUCAAGGUAGACGUGGAUUUGGGCAGAGAGGUCCCCCUAGACAAGGUUCACCAGGUGCAGCAACAAGACAGAAACCACAAUCUGAUGUCCCAUUACGGAUACUUGUUCCAACCCAGUUCGUAGGAGCUAUUAUUGGAAAAGAAGGGGCCACAAUCAGAAACAUCACAAAGCAGACACAGUCAAAGAUUGAUAUUCAUCGUAAAGAAAAUGCAGGAGCUGCUGAAAAACCAAUCACAAUCCAUUCUACUCCAGAAGGAUGCUCAACUGCUUGUAAAAUUAUCAUGGAAAUAAUGCAAAAGGAAGCUCAAGACACUAAAUUCACAGACGACAUUCCCUUGAAGAUACUGGCACAUAAUAAUUUUGUUGGCCGACUCAUUGGUAAAGAGGGACGGAAUUUGAAAAAAAUUGAACAGGAUACUGACACUAAAAUCACAAUAUCUCCAUUGCAGGACUUGACACUAUAUAACCCAGAACGAACCAUUACAGUUAAAGGCAGUAUUGACACAUGUGCCAAGGCUGAGGAGGAAAUAAUGAAGAAAAUCAGGGAGUCAUAUGAAAAUGAUAUUGCUGCUAUGAAUCUUCAAGCACAUUUAAUUCCAGGGCUAAAUCUGAAUGCCUUGGGUUUAUUCCCACCUUCUUCUUCAGGGAUACCACCUCCCACAGUGGGUGUUGCUCCAGCCACUGCUUCCUCUUCAUAUCCUCCAUUUGGGCAACAACCAGAAUCUGAGACAGUUCAUCUGUUUAUCCCAGCCUUAGCAGUGGGAGCCAUUAUUGGCAAACAAGGGCAGCACAUCAAGCAACUUUCUCGUUUUGCAGGUGCAUCUAUUAAGAUAGCACCUCCUGAAGGACCAGAUGCCAAACUGAGAAUGGUGAUAAUUACUGGACCACCUGAGGCACAAUUCAAGGCCCAAGGGAGAAUCUAUGGGAAACUUAAGGAAGAAAAUUUCUUUGGACCUAAAGAAGAAGUGAAACUUGAAGCUCACAUAAAAGUGCCAUCCUAUGCUGCUGGUAGAGUUAUUGGCAAAGGUGGCAAAACGGUAAAUGAGCUUCAGAAUUUAACAAGUGCAGAAGUUGUUGUUCCUCGUGAUCAGACACCAGAUGAAAAUGAUCAGGUGGUUGUGAAAAUUACUGGUCAUUUCUAUGCAUGCCAGCUUGCCCAACGAAAAAUUCAGGAAAUACUGGCUCAGGUAAGAAGACAACAACAACAACAGAAAACAGCACCAAGUGGACAGCCUCAGCAGAGACGAAAAUAAAGGUUUAGUAAAAGACCCUUCAGAGACAGAUGCCAAACCAAAGAGAGAGAGAGAGACAGACAGAGAAAGAGAGAGAGAGAAAGAGAGAGAGAGAGAGAAAGAGAGAGAGACUAAACUGUAAUGGACAGGUUAUGGGCACCUGUUGGAAUGAUAUACAAAAAUUUCACCAAGCCAAUUUGUUUGAGAACCAGGCGCAGUUGGCAUACUGUCUCUGAGAAUGUAUUCUUUAGGCUCUCUUACUUUUGAAACUCAGCUUUAAACUAAGGCCCCCUUCACUUCCCUUUUGUUCUAUUCUCACAGUUUAACAUAAACUUGCUAGUUUUCUUUCAUGGUUCUUACUAUUCCCCAGCAGUAUUAGGCAUUGAUUUAAUGAAGCUUUCUCUUUUGAGUUCAUUGGUUUAAAAAGUAAAGGCAUUGCUCUUCUAUUCCACUUGUAAAAGAAGCAAAGAUAAUGAAAAGGUUUGAUUUGGGGAUGGGACUGGAGUUUAGAUCAAGGGCAUUAACAAAGAGGUUAAGUGUUAUUCCCAAUGUUAACCAAGUGGCUUUUUAAAAAACCCUUUGGCUGCAUUUAUAUACAAUACUGCCAUGUAUAAACUAAGAGGUUUCAGUGAUGUUGGCCAGGCAUAAAAAGAUGAAUAUGCAUUUUACUAAACUACCUCAGGCAUUUAAUACCUCAAAUAAGAAAUUAUUCCUUUUUUUGCCUUUUUUUUGCUUUUUUUGUAUUUUGUAUACUUUAUAAAGCUAAUAGUUUUUGAGCAUUUUAUUUUUUUAAAAAAUGAUAAAUUUGAUCAGCCAACAGUCUAGGAGCACUGCAGAAUUUAUUGUGAUGGAACAAGUGUUGUGGGUAACUUCUAAUUGUUGGCUGACAGGAGUGAGAUGGAAAAAAAUUAGUUCCAGAUUAUAUAUGAGGGUGUCAACACAAUCA
Crotalus tigris (Tiger rattlesnake) is the source of this 3115-nucleotide messenger RNA. RefSeq names its product insulin like growth factor 2 mRNA binding protein 3 (gene IGF2BP3). NCBI's taxonomy places the organism in Eukaryota, Metazoa, Chordata, Lepidosauria, Squamata, Viperidae. The record is from RefSeq and is a predicted model, not a curated record. Gene Ontology annotation, molecular function: mRNA 3'-UTR binding. Gene Ontology annotation, cellular component: nucleus; cytoplasm; cytosol. Bases 436 to 2190 code for a protein of 584 amino acids. The transcript is spliced from 16 exons. Gene Ontology annotation, biological process: regulation of gene expression; nervous system development.